This is a messenger RNA of Capsicum annuum, 741 nucleotides long. RefSeq names its product bax inhibitor 1-like. The record is from RefSeq and is a predicted model, not a curated record. Bases 1 to 741 code for a protein of 246 amino acids. The transcript is spliced from 5 exons. Gene Ontology annotation, cellular component: membrane. NCBI's taxonomy places the organism in Eukaryota, Viridiplantae, Streptophyta, Magnoliopsida, Solanales, Solanaceae.
AUGAAGUUCUUCUCUCAGACGGGGAUAAAUGUUGUGAAAGCUUACUUCAAACGGAAUUGGAAAAGAGAAGAUCUAACAAAUAAAGGGAAAAUUCUCGUAGACGCUCACAUAUGCUUGAAGAAGAUUUAUCUUACCCUUUUCUGUGCCCUGUUGAGCUCUACUAUUGGAUCCUUCUUCCAUUUGAUCUGGGACGUAGGGGGCUUGUUCACUUUCCUUACUGCUGCUGGGACUAUUUUCGUCCUUUUCACUACAUCGAUAUUACUAGUGAGGAGGAGGGUCUUAUUGUUGAUGACUGUUGCCUAUUUCAUUGGGGCUUCGGUUGGCCUUUUUACCAGAUAUCUCUUCGGAAUUGAUCAAGGAGUUGUUUUCAGCUAUUUGGUUAGUAUAACAAUAAGCUUUGGUACUUUCUGGUUGGGAUCGAUGUUAACAAGGCGCAGGAGCCUAUAUGGCCGUUGCCUGCUUGUCUCUGAUAUCCUAAUGCUCGUAUGGCUUCUCAUUGCUUCUGACAUCUUUGGCGGCCACACUGCUCGUUGGAUUCUACUGGUAUAUUUUGUGCUUGUAUGUUACACGGGGUACUUUGUGGUAUACAGCAAAGAGGUGAUGUCUGAUGCUCGUUUUGGAGAUGUGGAUUUUGUAGACCGCGCAUUCACCCACUUGUUCCAUUUACCAGCCAUAUUAGGCCAUUAUAUUCCGCUACGCUUGGCUGCAGUAACUGAGAACUACAAACAGAAAAAGCUUUGA